AUGCAAUCCUCAUCAAAUAACGAAAAUUCAUUUCCUAAAGAACAAAAAGUAUCGGAAGGUGUUUAUAUUACAGAUUUUAGGAAAAAACAAACCACACCACAAUCAACACCAAGUCUAAAAGAAGAAUAUGAAAGUUUACUUGCUACAACACAAUGUGAUUUGAGUGAAUUGAAUAAUAAGAUUUAUCAUUUGGAACGAUCUAAUAGAGAAAUGAAGGAAAUUGAUCCUGAUGGAGAAGAUUCUGAUUUAGUGGAGGCAAUAGCUGAGAAUAUGGAAGUGAUUGAAAGAUUUAAAAAACAAGUUGAAUUAAUCAAGGAAAGAUUAGCACAAUUAGAGAAAAAGGACUCAUCGAAAUUAUCAGCUAAGGAUUUGCCAACCGGUGUGGGUAUUAUUGAUGAUGAUAUAACUGAUGAAAUGUUGGAAAAUUUAACUUUAUAA
Molecule: messenger RNA, 438 nt
Organism: Naegleria gruberi
Lineage: Eukaryota; Heterolobosea; Eutetramitea; Acrasida; Naegleriidae
Exons: 1
Coding region: 1-438 (145 amino acids)
Biological process (GO): proteasome regulatory particle assembly
Molecular function (GO): protein-macromolecule adaptor activity
Source: RefSeq, a predicted model, not a curated record